Molecule: messenger RNA, 318 nt
Organism: Diaporthe citri
Lineage: Eukaryota; Fungi; Ascomycota; Sordariomycetes; Diaporthales; Diaporthaceae
Exons: 1
Coding region: 1-318 (105 amino acids)
Source: RefSeq, a predicted model, not a curated record
AUGAAGCUCUCCAUCGUCUCCGCCCUCCUCUUCGCCGCCAGCACCCAGGCAUGCGCCCUCUACCAGCUCUGCCACUGCACCCACGCCGACGGCACCCCCGACAACGACGCGACGAUGACGGCGUGCAUGGAGCAGAGCGAGCCGCACAAGGAGCUCGUCGGCACGGGCGGGUUCCAGGAGUGCCACUUCACCGGCGAGGCGCAGUCCGGCUUCCUGCGCUUCGAGGAGAACGGGCUCAGCAACUGCAAGUUCCGCGAGGCCUGCACGGCGGCGGGCGCGGGCGGCGAGGACUCGAACUGCAGCGGCAAGAUGCACUAG